CACCGGUUCAGAAACCGGUGAAUUUUGGAAAGUGCCCAACCGCGUUCCGUAUAGACCGGUUUUUCAGUCUUUCAAGCACCAGCAAACAUUACGGAACGUGUAGCCGUAACCAAGGUUGGAAACGGAACCCAGCCGAAAAAUAAACAAACAACAACAUCCUGAAAUUAUUGUAAACAUCUCAUUAUCAUUAAUCAUUUAAUUUAUUUCAUUUCUAUUUUAUAAAAUUCCAUUGUCAUCGUCAUCAUGGGUAUAAUCCACUGCCAAAUUAAAACGGUUCUCGUUUAAAAUCUUUAUUAGAUAUACGCAUUAAGUUCAUUAUGCGCACAUCUCAAUUUUGUUGUCCAAAUUUUAAAUGUUCAACAUUUUCAGCAGUAUCAGUGAAAAAUCUACAUUAGAAAAGAUGAGUGAAAUUGAAAAUCAUCAUAAAAGAAGCUGGUGGACUAAACACUCCGAGAAUCGACUUGCCGAAUUGGAAAUUACCAUUUUAUCAGUGGUAAAGUCUAAGUUCAAAACAUGGUUCGUCCCAAUUGGCUCCUCGGUAGGACAAGAUGACAAAAUCUGGACCAUUACGCUGAACGAAGAGUCGAAAAACACCCCGCUUGUAAUGCUCCAUGGAUUUGCUGCAGCCAUUGGCUUCUGGUGUAAAAAUUUCGAUGAAAUCGCCAAGGAUAGGCCUGUUUAUGCUAUUGAUUUACUAGGUUUUGGCAGAUCUUCUCGACCUACUUUUGCUAAAGACUGCGAAUCGGCGGAGCAGCAAUGGGUUGAUGCUUUGGAGGAAUGGAGAAAACAAGUAAAGUUGGAAAAGUUUAUUUUAUUGGGCCAUAGUUUUGGAGGGUAUUUAGCUACAAGUUAUACUAUGCAACAUCCUGAUAGAGUAAAACAUUUAAUUCUAGCAGAUCCAUGGGGUUUUGCCGAAAAACCUCCAAAUUACAAACCACCAACUUUCUUUAGGAUUAUGGGAGUGAUACUGUUUCCAUUUACAUAUUUUAAUCCCUUGGCUGCUAUAAGAGCUGUAGGUCCGCUUGGCCCAGCUUUAGUAAGAAAAAUGAGAGGAGAUAUUGCUAGACGUUAUUCAGAUUCUUUUGAAAAUACUGACGUAAUCACUGAGUAUAUUUAUCAAUGUAAUUCCCAAUAUCCGAGUGGAGAAACAGCAUUUCAUUCAUUUGUCAAAGGAUUUGGUUGGUCAAAAAAUCCUAUGGUACACAGAUUUGACAUGAUUCACGAAUCGACUCCUAUUACCUUGCUUUAUGGGGAGCAUUCUUGGAUUGAUCCAAGUUCUGGAUUUAUUUUACGCGAGCAAAGAGAAGAUUUUUCUUAUGUCAACAUUGACGUUAUUCAGGAUGCUGGACACCAUCUUUACUCGGACCAACCAGAAAUUUUCAACAAAUGCGUCAAGGAAACUUGUAGAAUUGCCGAUAAUAAUGAAGAUACAAAGGAAAAAGUUAGGCCAGUGAAUUUUUUGAAGGAACAAUUUAACGAAUCCAGAUGGAAAGAUUUUAUUGAUCCUUCUUAUCCUCAGAAAAUUACAAAGGAAGAGAUAGAUGAUAUUGGUGAAAGUGAAAAUGAUGGUGAAGAACGACGUGAUAUUACUGCCCAUUAGUACUCUGUUACAGUCAACCUUGGAUGAAAGAAACUGUAAAGGGGGAUCAGAAACAGAUAACAGCUGACACAAUAAGUAUUAAAAAAAUUUUUUUUUCAAUAAUAGGUCAUCUGGAAAUGUUGAGUGUUUUCUAUAUGGUGGCCUCAUUCAUUCAAUACCUAUAGUCCGACCUGCCAGUAUUUUAAUUUUUCUUUUUUGAAACCCAAUUGGUUGUUAUGCCCAAGGCCAAGUUUGACUGUAUAAUUUUGAAAAAAUUAAACCUAGAAUGUGAAUAAAUAAAUAGAACCAGAUUUAUUUUUUAUUAAGUAAACGUUAUUCAGAAGAUGUUCAAAAUAAUUUAU
Molecule: messenger RNA, 1941 nt
Organism: Ceutorhynchus assimilis (cabbage seed weevil)
Lineage: Eukaryota; Metazoa; Arthropoda; Insecta; Coleoptera; Curculionidae
Source: the annotation of a GenBank genome assembly